AUGCAGCCGGACCUCACUUUUCCCUCUCAGGACGACCCUAGGCCGCCAGCAGUUCCCUACGGACGAAGGAGACUGUACAGCGUCCGUCGUGUUCGUGCCCACUUACCCGCCGCCCCACUCCCGGCCGCCGGCUCGCAGCAGGACCAGCCGGGCUGCUACGGCCGCGGAUACACGCCCUCAGGCCGGGCGCUGCGUAGCUUGCGGAAGCGUUCACAGACAGACUCGCUGCCAGCGGAUUGGCUGCGAGCAGCGCCAAUCUUACGUUCCCCCCCGGGCGAGACGGGACUAAGUGCCGCGCUCCUUGUACCCGCUCUGCCGCGCGCAUGUUGGGUGCGAGUGCGGGGUCGGGCCUGCGCUCCGGGUGAGACGCUGGCUGCUUGCCGCUGGUGGAUGGUAAUUGCCUGCCUCGCGCUAGCAGGAAGGUAGUGUGGUAUGACUAACGGGUAUUAUUUUCUCGAGGGCUUGAGGGCCCCCAUCCCCUUUACUCGUCCUGGUCCGGGCGCGAACGCUAUAGUGCAGCUAAGGGCGCUCCCCGCGGGCGGGAAGCGAAGCCGGGCUUGCAGGCGCGCACACGUGGAGCGCGUUCUCUGAGCUGAUCUGGGCUCGGGGUGUUCUGGCUUGGUCUUUGUUGCGGCCCAUUCCCAGACCCUUCUGGGUGCAGGACUUAAAAUUUGUUUUCCAGGCAGCAAAUUUAACCCAUGGCAACUGUAACUCAUCUUGUGAGGUUAGCGGUUUAUAGUAUUCUAUCCUGUGGCAUCAUACAAGGGGUGCAAGUUGAACUCUUUAAAGUUAAUCACGAUGUUUGCUCGUGGCCUUCUGGGUUUAUCCGUACGCCCAAGACAGGCACCUGUAUUACACAUACUGAGGAAAUGUGGAUACCAAAAACUGAUCCUGAGGAAAGUCUUGAUUAGAUUUUUUGGAAUCGCCUUUGAAAUGUAAUUUCCCUCACCUUGGCAGUGCGGAAAGUUUGUGAUCUUUAUUGCCUAAAUAGCUUUCAACAUUUUAAAAUUGACUUAAGAGAAUGUUCGCUAUGUAUAUGUAUCUUGAAUUUCUGUUGGCUUUGUGAAUUUGUUUUGGAUUUAGUCUGAUCUUUAAAUAAAUGAUUUCUUUGUGUUCUCUCUAAUG
Molecule: messenger RNA, 1125 nt
Organism: Cercocebus atys (sooty mangabey)
Lineage: Eukaryota; Metazoa; Chordata; Mammalia; Primates; Cercopithecidae
Exons: 1
Coding region: 1-426 (141 amino acids)
Source: RefSeq, a predicted model, not a curated record